GGUGAGAAUAGCUAACCGAAGUAGAAUUCCGAAAAUAUCCCUACCCUAACAUCAAACGCCAAUAGGUGUGCUUCCAGCACCUCAGCCGCGUUCGUCUGCGUAUCCCCUCCGACGCCGGCAUCCUUAUCGUCUCCGUUGUUUCCAGAGAGAAAGACGGUGAUUGUGAAUUUCAGUCUUAAGCUAAAUGGGUUGUUAUCUUAGAUAUGGCAGACAUGGAGUUAAGCAGGUCCUUAGAUUUAGAGAUGCUAGUUAUGAUAGUACUGCCGUAAAUCCAAUCUGGUAUGCUUCUCAAGGACUUCGAUACAUGAGGAAGCUCCAAGUCAUCCUCACCUCUGACGUAGAUAAGCUGGGAAAGGCUGGUGAUACUGUCAAAGUUGCCCCGGGAUAUUUUCGCAACCACCUAAUGCCAAAGCUCCUUGCUGUCCCUAAUAUUGACAAGUUUGCUCAUCUCAUAAGCGAGCAGCGCAAGAUCUGUCAGCCAAUUGAAGGAGAAGAACAAAAGGAUGUUACAGUAAUUAAAGAGUCAAAGAAAGAUAUGAUGAAAGAGUAUGAAAGGGCUGCGCUUCGUCUUGAUAAAGCUAAGCUGGUCUUGCGGAGAUUAAUUGAUGUUCAAAAAGCAAAGGCCCGUGCAUCAAAAGAUGACCCUUUGGAGUUACGUUCACCUAUGACAAAAGAUGCUCUUGUGGCUGAGGUGGCAAGACAACUAUGUGUGAACAUUGCACCUGAAAACCUACAUCUCCCAGUGCCUUUAGCAACACUCGGAGAAUAUGAGGUGCCGCUGCGUUUACCAAGGUCCAUUCCUUUGCCAGAGGGCAAGCUUAAUUGGACUUUGAAGGUUAAAAUUAGGAGUAAGUAGAUAAGUUACUAGGCUUGUUGAAUCUGAGUAAUAAAUCUUGACAGUUUUGGUGUAUGAUGAUGGAUUGAUGUAUUGAGAUUAAUUCAUCAUUUAUAUCGAGCAUCACAUGGUUAUGUUCAUAACCAAUUUGAGAGGAAGACAAAUCUUUUAUUGAAACUGCAGAUACUUUUUCAACCAUCUUCCUAUUCCGUUACCACCAAUUUAUGAGAAAUGCCUAAUUUUCAUAGAGGAUAUUUAAUGUGUAUUCUAGGUACAAGUUUAAUGAUUAGUGAAUCAAAAGACAAUACAAAUUAACUUUUAUGUUUGAGAAAAAUUAGGGAAUCAAAAUCCCAAUCCAAAGCUUUUGUACCUACUAUUUUUGCAAAUGCUAAUGAGUUUGAGCUGUGGCAUAACAAUUUAGUUAGGUCACCCUCCACAAAGAUUGUUGAUCUUUGCUUGUACUCACUAAAUAUUUCAUAUCAGAAUAUGUUUCAUCUUCUUUGUGUGAUUCAUGCUCUAAUUCAAACACAUCAAUUGUAAUAUCAACUUUCUACACACAAAUUUCAAUCCCAGACAUUGAACUCAUAGUAUAGAAAUUUGAGAACAAUCUUCAUCCCUUUAUUUGGUAGA
This is a messenger RNA of Arachis stenosperma, 1465 nucleotides long. RefSeq lists its product as uncharacterized. Gene Ontology annotation, molecular function: structural constituent of ribosome. The transcript has 6 exons. The record is from RefSeq and is a predicted model, not a curated record. Gene Ontology annotation, cellular component: ribosome; mitochondrion. Bases 185 to 856 code for a protein of 223 amino acids. Gene Ontology annotation, biological process: translation. Lineage: Eukaryota; Viridiplantae; Streptophyta; Magnoliopsida; Fabales; Fabaceae.